AACGCCAGAAGAGGCAAGAUCGCAAGCAAAGCCUGUCGCCCACCGCGUCCCGUGUAAAACCGCCUGACCUGUGGCACAAAUAUAACGCCACAACUCAAAACGCAGCAGUUUCUUGUCCUUAUGAUUAGGCGGACUGUGCUAUCCCAUAAUGCACGUGCGCGUCGACUUGUUUAUGGUGACGUCUGUUGCAGGCUUUUCUGUGUCUAUGGGUGGUGGCAAACUGUCUUUCUACACUUAAAACACGACUUCAAAUAAAACACUAAAAACACGCAACGUUAGCACAAACACGAGGCAGCUUUGCUGCUAAAGGAUCCAAUGGGAAGACAGAGUCUGGCUAGGAGCAUACUGAAAGGCAGUGUUGAGAGUCACAUGAAGAUUUGUACAAUGCAGUGAACCAAAUGGGGCAUUGCAGUACCCAAAUCAUCUUCCUCAUCCUGCUUCAGAUCUUACGGACAUCAGCUAAAGAUGUUUCCAUCGGCUGCAUGUGUGUUGGCAGUGACUGUAAUGAGCAGCAGUGUACUGGAGACCAGUGUUACACAUCUGUUAUCAUUAGUAGUGAUGUGACGACAUUCAAACGAGGUUGCCUGAUUGGAACGGAGAGCAAGCGCAUGACGUGUUAUGCAACGCCCUCUGCUAGUCACGUCGUAGAAUGUUGCUCCCAACACAUGUGCAAUGCCAACGUCUCGAAAGAGACCCUUCUUCGACUGCUGCUGACAAGUCCAGAUGAUGAGAAGGCUGUGCAGUACCAUAUGAAGAUGCUGUUUCUCUUUGUGCUGGGACCAUUCGUGGUGCUGGGACUGCUGUCUGUGCUGGCUGUGCUCGUGUGCCGUAGACUCCAUCAUGGGCGUUUGGAAAGACUACAUGACUUUGACACGGAACAGGGGGCCAUAGAUGGGCUCAUUGCAACAAAUGUCGGGGACAGCACCCUUGCGGAUCUGAUGGAUCACACUUGCACAUCUGGCAGUGGUUCAGGUCUUCCCUUCCUGGUGCAGAGGACAGUUGCACGGCAGAUCAGCCUGGUAGAGUGUGUUGGUAAGGGACGUUAUGGGGAAGUGUGGAGAGGACAGUGGCAAGGGGAGAAUGUAGCUGUAAAGAUCUUCUCUUCCAGAGAUGAGAAGUCAUGGUUUAGAGAGACGGAAAUAUACAACACUGUUCUAUUACGACAUGAAAAUAUAUUAGGGUUCAUGGCAUCUGACAUGACCUCCCGAAACUCUAGCACUCAGCUGUGGCUCAUCACACACUACCAUGAAAACGGCUCUCUCUAUGACUACCUGCAGCGUGUUGCAGUGGAGAUGGCAGAUGGCCUGCACAUGGCAGGGUCGGUUGCAAGUGGGCUGGUGCACCUGCACACAGAGAUCUUUGGCACUGAAGGCAAACCAGCCAUUGCUCACAGAGACCUGAAGAGCAAGAACAUAUUAGUGAAGAAAGAUCUGCAGUGCUGCAUCGCUGACCUGGGUCUGGCAGUAACUCACUCUCAGUCAGAUAAUCAGCUGGAUGUGGGAAAUAAUCCCAAAGUGGGAACCAAGCGCUACAUGGCUCCAGAGGUGCUGGAUGAGACCAUUCAGACAGACUGCUUUGAUGCCUAUAAGAGGGUGGACAUCUGGGCCUUUGGGUUGGUGCUGUGGGAGAUCGCUCGCCGAACCAUCAGUAAUGGAAUUGUAGAGGAGUAUAAGCCACCGUUCUAUGACCUGGUGCCUAAUGACCCUAGUUUUGAUGACAUGAGAAAGGUGGUUUGUGUGGAGCAGCAAAGGCCAUUCAUUCCAAACCGCUGGUUUUCAGAUCCUACCCUGUCUGCUCUGGUGAAGCUGAUGAAAGAGUGCUGGUACCAAAACCCUUCAGCUCGACUCACUGCCCUGCGCAUCAAAAAGACUCUGGAUAAAAUCCACAGCUCACUAGAGAAGGGUAAAACUGACUACUGAAGAGAGAAAACUGCAGAACUACUGACCCACUCAUUAAACACACACGCUGUGUGUAACCAGACCUUUAGAUUCAAGCGUUGGCAUCCGUCCCAACUUCGUCAUGUUGUUUAAUCACUUUUUGUUCUUCCUGUCCAUUGGCCUUAAAACAUAUUUAUUGGAGAAUUACAUUCUCUUCCGUGGGUUGUUCUGUGUUUCCCUACUGAACCCUGUGGGAGCUUACAUAAAUGAGAUGAAAACUUCAAAAUGAUUAAGACCUUUUAUCUUCAAGGAAUUUAGUUCUACGUGGCUUGCCUGACAGGCCUUGGAUUGAACACUCUAUCAUGGAUUUGUUUUCUUAAAACAAUCAGAUUUGCCUAUUUAACCAUUGGCGAACCUUUUAAGGUUUUUAACAAAGAGAACAGAUACACACUAAAAUGCAAUCAGUUCCCAUAGUGUGUGCAUGUUUCUUAAUAGCGCUGGAAGAACUUCAUAGAUGUGAUAUCAUUUUUGGAGAUUGCUUUUAGAUCUCUGAUGGCUUGUAAGCUUCUCAAAGGUCGUUGUUACGUUAACGCUUGUAUAGAAGUUGACAUCUGCUACUCUGAACAAGUCAUGGUAAGAGUUUCUGAAUUUACUUUAGCGGUCGUGGGAUUUUGGGUGUACUUUAAAACUGCAACAUGCCACUAUGUACAGUAGAAAACUUGAGACUAACAUCUUUAAUUUGGCUCUUUUGAUACGCAAUGGUUUAAGGAAUAUAAAAAUGGUCACCUUUUACCCUCAUGUUGUGUCAGACCCAUACAUUUUCUUCCAUGGGAACACAAGGAGAUGUUUUGAAGAAUGUGUGCACCAAUGUUUUUCCAUACAAUGAAAGUAUAUAGUGACCAUGGACUGUCAAGUUUUAAAAAAGAAUGAAGCAGCACCUGAAAAAUUGUCUGUAUGAUGUUUGUGCUUUGUUCUAAAUCUCUUCAUGAGAAGAACAGAUUGAAAUGUAAUCAUUAUUUACUGAAAAACUUCACAACUCUCAAAUCUCAUUCACACUUCAUACUGUAUUGUGUUCUACUAAAUUGGAUGUGCAUCGUGAAUGAGAUUUGAGAGUACAAAUUUUGGUCUGUUCCUCGCACAAAGCUAUCAAAUGUCUUUAGAAGACUUUGAGUAUUGCGGAAGAUUUUUAUGUUGCUUUCUUUUGUCCUUGUGCUCCCUAGUUGUGUAUUUAAUUGAAUGGGAAAGAAAUGAGUUGAGAAUUCCUUAAUCUCAUCUGUUGUGCUCAACAGAAGAAAAGCAGUCAUAUAAGUUGACAUGAGAGUGAGUAAAUGACAGAAUUAACAUGUUUGUGUGAACUUUUCCUUUAAUCAUAGUCUGGUCAUGUUCAAAGCACCCAAUGAGGGCUUCCUCUGACAACAACGCCUUUCUGACCUCCAUAAUUUUCAUGCCUUUAUGCUUGCAUGACAAAAAGCCAUCGUAGCACUUGUGUGUUUUUGUAGCUGGUUUCUCUCCUUGUUUGACACGCUCUCUUUUCUCUUAUCUGAUAUGUUCUGUCUCUUUUGCCCUCGCUGGCAUGCAUACUUGAGAUGUUUCUUCACUGACAAUCAAGCUGUCCGGUAGGGCCUGAAUUUUUUGCAAAUGUGAUGUUUGAAUGCUUAAUUUUGAGUUUUCAAGGUGACGUAUCUACACAAUUAACAAAGCUAGUCAACGUAAAUAGAUUAAGAUUUUGUGAAUUUGCAUAUUUGUUUACCCUCAUGUUUUUUUGUAUCCUAGCUUCAACGGAGCCAUGAACUGUGAGAAUGCAGAUGAUUUUUCUAACAACUUUGACAAAUAUUUAAAAGUGCAAUUUCACUCUUGCGUAGGAUUUGUGUUUUACAAGGAAAAUAUUAUCUUGGUUUACAUGUCCCAAGUACAUAACUUUUGAGUUGAGUGGAAUUGUACGAUUUAAAGUUUUUCAUUGGGAAUGUUUUGAAGAAUGUUUUAUAAAGCUUAGGAAAUAGUUUUAAACGCUAUGUGAGAUGGCUUACGUCUGCUUAAUGCUGGUAACUUUUGCUUCCCCAAAAAGACUGAAACGUUUACAUAUUUGUGUUCUACUGAGGAACAUGUAGGAAUUCAACUGCAGUAAUUGUUUGCAUUGUGAACUGUGAAUAUAGACCGAUCAGCCACAACAUUAAAACCACCUGCCUAGUAUUGUGUAGGUCACCCUCGUGCCGCCAAAUCGGCACCAAGCUGCAUCAGAAUUUACUCCAAAUGGUGCCAAAAACAAAAAACAUCCAGUGAGCGGCAGUUCAGCGGCGAUUCGAACUGACAAAGUCUACAGUAACUCCGAUAACUUCUCUGUACAAUUGUGGUGAGAAGAAUAUCAUCUCUGAAUGCUAUUGUGAGAUGCGGGUUGGCACUCUUUUGGCGGCACGUGGGGGACCUACACAAUAUUAGACAGCCGGUUUUAAUGUUGUGGCUGAUCGGUUUUUGCUAUAAUGAAGAACCCAUAUGUAUGACAUAAUAGGAACAUAAAACAUAAGAUGCAGUCAUACAUAUUUCAGCAUCUUUGUUUUGGAGUGUAAGGGCACCCCAGAUAUAAUUUUAUAGUGUUCUUCAUCAUGUCCUAACUACUGAAGUCCUUUUGCUAUACAAAAGGUUAUCCAUGCUGAAAGAAUGCUUUCUUUUUAACCAGAAAUUACAAGAACCAUAUUGGGGUAUGUCAUGCAUCUUGAGUUUUUUUGUUUAGGGAAACAAGCUAAAUGAGGCUUUAUGAAAGGUUUCCCAUGGCCUGAAUCUGCUGGCAAUCACCUCCUUAUCUGUAGUGAUGUUUACAGGAGAUCUCCAGCCUCUGAUAAACUAGUGCUUUAUACCUGCUACUGACAAAUGAGUGUAAAUGCCACAUAGGCGACAGACACUUAAUCCAUUUUGUACCCUUUUAGUAGCUAUCUUACAAAAAAGAAAAGAAAAAAACAGACGUUGAAAUAAACGUAGAAGUUUCAUAACUUUCUUCCAAGAGCUACAAUUUUCUUCUUGAACUGGAAAGGAUCCCAAAAGGAAUUUGACACUUACAUUUAGUAGGCUUUUAUUAAUUUUAAUGAAUUUAUUUGUAAAGGAGGUAUAUAAAAAAAAAAAAAUGUAUGCUCUUAUUUUAUUCUAGUAAAUAGGCAUCAGCCAUACUGUUAACCAAAAUCAUCUUUGUUGGACAAAAUCUGAUGUAUUGGCAUGAAAAAAUAAAUAAAAUCUCAUGCUGGGCUUUUAUUGGAA
Xyrauchen texanus (razorback sucker) is the source of this 5123-nucleotide messenger RNA. Its product is annotated as activin receptor type-1-like. NCBI's taxonomy places the organism in Eukaryota, Metazoa, Chordata, Actinopteri, Cypriniformes, Catostomidae. Gene Ontology annotation, biological process: BMP signaling pathway; heart development; dorsal/ventral pattern formation. The coding region runs from base 399 to 1919 and encodes 506 amino acids. Gene Ontology annotation, molecular function: SMAD binding; transforming growth factor beta receptor activity, type I; ATP binding. Gene Ontology annotation, cellular component: BMP receptor complex; plasma membrane. The record is from RefSeq and is a predicted model, not a curated record. The transcript has 11 exons.